CAGGAAGGGGGGAAAAAAAACAAGAAAAAGGAAAAGGAAGAAGGGGAGAAGCGGAUUUUUUUUUCCUUGCCUCUGCCCUUAAUGCCCGCGAUCUGGAUCAAGGAAGGGGAUUUUCUGUCUGAGCAUGAAAAGGACUGCUAGAGCCCCAGGAUUUUCACGCCUGCAGUAUCAGCCCCGCACCCAGUAUGCGAGCUGGACAGAGAAGCUCUCCCACAAGUUCCUACCGAGCCGAAUAAAACGCACGGGCGAGCCGAUCUCCGCCACAGAGGGACAUUAGCAUCAGGACUCCACAGAAUGGAGCAAGAAUGAGAGGAAAAAGGCAGACAGAAAAGCAUGAACUGGAGGCUUGUUGAGUUCCUCUACCUCCUGUUUAUAUGGGACCAUAUACUCAUACAGCCCUCGCACCAGGACCCAGCUGCUACCAACCAACAUGUCUCCAAGGAGUUUGAUUGGCUUAUUUCAGACAGGGGGCCUUUCCACCACUCACGGAGCUACUUAUCCUUUGUGGAAAGACAUCGUCAAGGAUUUACAACCAGAUAUAAAAUAUACAGGGAGUUUGCCCGUUGGAAGGUGAGGAACACAGCCAUCGAGCGCAGGGACCUGCUGCACAACCCGCUGCCCCUGAUGCCCGAGUUCCAGAGGAGCAUCCGCCUGCUGGGCAGGAGACCCACCACGCAGCAGUUCAUCGACACCAUCAUCAAAAAGUACGGCACCCACCUCCUCAUCUCUGCCACCCUGGGAGGAGAGGAGGCCUUGACCAUGUACAUGGACAAAAGCCGCCUCGACAGAAAGUCAGGAAACGCCACCCAGAGCGUUGAAGCUUUGCACCAGCUCGCCUCCUCCUACUUUGUAGAUCGUGAUGGCACCAUGAGGAGACUCCAUGAGAUCCAGAUCUCUACCGGAGCAAUCAAGGUAACAGAAACUCGGACUGGCCCCCUGGGCUGUAACAGCUACGACAAUCUGGACUCUGUGAGUUCUGUCCUUCUGCAAAGCACUGAGAGCAAGCUCCACCUGCAAGGUCUCCAGAUCAUCUUCCCUCAGUAUUUACAAGAGAAGUUUGUGCAGUCUGCCUUGAGUUAUAUCAUGUGCAAUGGGGAGGGCGAGUACAUCUGCCGGGACAGCCAGUGUGGCUGCCAGUGCUCUGAGGAGUUCCCCCAGUGCAACUGCCCCAUCACUGACAUCCAGAUCAUGGAGUACACCCUGGCAAAUAUGGCCAAGACCUGGACAGAAGCCUAUAAAGAUCUGGAGAAUUCAGAUGAGUUUAAAUCCUUCAUGAAAAGGCUACCUAGCAACCACUUCCUGACCAUCGGGAGCAUCCACCAGCACUGGGGGAACGACUGGGACCUGCAGAGCCGCUACAAGCUGCUGCAGAGCUCGCUGGAAGCCCAGCGCCAGAAGAUCCAGCGCACUGCCCGCAAACUCUUUGGCCUCAGUGUCCGGUGUCGGCACAACCCUAACCACCAGCUGCCUAGGGAAAGGACGAUACAGGAGUGGCUUACCCGAGUCCAGUCCCUGCUGUACUGCAACGAGAACGGGUUCUGGGGGACCUUUCUGGAAAGCCAACGGAGCUGCGUUUGCCACGGUGGCACCAGUCUGUGCCAGCGCCCCAUCCCCUGCAUCAUUGGGGGCAACAACAGCUGUGCCAUGUGCAGCCUCGCCAACAUCUCCCUCUGCGGCUCGUGCAACAAGGGCUACAAGCUUUACCGCGGCCGCUGCGAGCCCCAGAAUGUGGACUCGGAGCGGAGCGAGCAGUUCAUCAGCUUUGAGACGGACUUGGACUUCCAGGACCUGGAGCUGAAGUACCUGCUGCAGAAGAUGGACUCCCGCCUGUACGUGCACACCACCUUCAUCAGCAACGAGAUCCGCCUGGACACCUUCUUCGACCCGCGGUGGCGCAAGCGCAUGUCCCUCACCUUGAAGAGCAACAAGAACCGGAUGGACUUCAUCCACAUGGUGAUCGGGAUCUCCAUGCGCAUCUGCCAGAUGCGCAACAGCAGCCUGGACCCCAUGUUCUUUGUCUACGUCAACCCGUUCAGCGGGAGCCACUCGGAGGGCUGGAACAUGCCCUUCGGGGAGUACGGCUACCCGCGCUGGGAGAAAAUGCGCCUCCAAAACAGCCAGUGCUACAACUGGACCCUGCUGCUGGGCAACCGGUGGAAAACCUUUUUUGAGACCGUGCACAUCUACCUACGCAGCCGGACUCGGCUGCCCUCCCUCCUGCGCAACGAGACUGGCCAAGGGCCCGUGGACCUUUCCGACCCCACCAAGCGCCAGUUCUACAUCAAGAUCUCGGACGUGCAGGUCUACGGCUACAGCCUGCGCUUCAACGCCGACCUCCUGCGCAGCGCCGUGCAGCAGGUCAACCAGUCCUACACGCAGGGCGGGCAGUUCUACUCCUCCUCCUCCGUCAUGCUCUUGCUGCUGGAUAUUCGGGACCGAAUCAACCGCCUGGCGCCUCCCGCGGCCCCGGGGAAGCCGCAGCUGGAUCUGUUCUCUUGUAUGCUCAAGCACCGCCUGAAGCUCACCAACAGUGAGAUCAUCCGAGUGAACCACGCCCUGGACCUGUACAACACCGAGAUCCUCAAACAGUCCGACCAGAUGACAGCCAAACUCUGCUAACCCUGGACUUAGCAAUGGACACCUUGGUGAUUGAUCCUUUUGCUGUAUAAAAAAAAAAUAAAAAAUGAAACAAACACAAAAAAAAGAAAACAAGGAAAAAAAUAGAAAAAAGA
Molecule: messenger RNA, 2732 nt
Organism: Ficedula albicollis (Collared flycatcher)
Lineage: Eukaryota; Metazoa; Chordata; Aves; Passeriformes; Muscicapidae
Gene: BRINP1
Product: BMP/retinoic acid inducible neural specific 1
Exons: 8
Coding region: 334-2619 (761 amino acids)
Biological process (GO): positive regulation of neuron differentiation; negative regulation of mitotic cell cycle
Source: RefSeq, a predicted model, not a curated record